AUGAUCCGGCGAAGAGAAUUGUUACACAAGUCAUCAAGACGAGACUACAAGGCACAAGAUGGCGUCUACGUUUCGCCCAGAGAUAAGGACUACGCUGCCAAGAGUAAUAAGUUAUUGUGUUUCUAUUUUUCUUUUUUUAUUUCUUUCCAGGUAUUUAUUGCAGCUAUUCUGCUGGCUGUUGCUUGCGCUCAACAUGACACUGGCUAUUCUGUUCCUUCUGAACCGAAGAAACCUGCAAAGUACAGCUUCAACUACCAAGUGCAAGACGACCCGACCAAGAACGACUUCGGUCACCAGGAGGCCCGCGACGGCCCUGACACGCAGGGGUCGUACCAGGUGCAGCUUCCCGACGGACGCCUGCAGAAGGUCUCCUACACCGUGAGCGUGGACUCCGGAUACGUGGCGGAUGUGAUGUACGAAGGCGAGGCUCAGUAUCAGGCCGAAAGCACCCCUGGCUAUGCCUGA
Messenger RNA from Penaeus monodon (black tiger shrimp), 465 nucleotides. RefSeq names its product larval cuticle protein A3A-like. The record is from RefSeq and is a predicted model, not a curated record. The transcript has 4 exons. Bases 1 to 465 code for a protein of 154 amino acids. NCBI's taxonomy places the organism in Eukaryota, Metazoa, Arthropoda, Malacostraca, Decapoda, Penaeidae. Gene Ontology annotation, cellular component: extracellular matrix.